UCAGCGGGCUGAGAUCGGGUUUCAGGCUUGGGACUGCGCAGCCGCGGUCCGCGCAUGCCUGAAAACGCGCCGUAAUUAAGUUACGUGCGCGGCGACGCCUGGGCCGCCAUACUUGGGUUACGGGAGCUCGCAGAGGACACACUCCCACGCGCUUUUCCGGUGUCUCUUCUUUCCUCAGAGUGAGGCAAGACCUAAGAGGCGCUAAAACUAGGUCCAAGGUAGAGAGCGGCUCCGGUUAGAAUGAAGAAAAUAACAAGGUUAUCUCCGGAAGGUGCCGGUUGAGGCCCUCACACGCGAGCGGGGUGGUGGCCGAAGACGCUGAGGGACGGGUGCAUUCUCGCCGAAGUUCAGUUGGGCGAUGCCAACUUAAGGGUGUGAGAGGGGUGGCAAGGAACUGAGAUUCACUCCGCGGAGGCUGGGCGAGUGUGGAAAUCCGAAGGGAGCGGACAGUCGCCGAAGGCCCCACUUCCUUUCCCCAGCCCGUCCCUCUCCGGCCAUGAGCGGUCUAGUGCGCACCGAGCCGCUGCGCGGGGAGCCUCCUCUGCGGAUGCCCGGCGACGCCUUUUCUGUGGUGGUUCUGCUGCAGGGCUACGCGGAGCCCGAGGGGGUCGGCGACGCCGUGCGCGCCGACGGCUCCGUGACCCUUGUUCUGCCCCAGGCCUGGGGCACGGCCUCCGGCCACCGAGAGCCCCCGCCCGAGGGCUACGAGGCGAAGACCGCCCUGGAGGAGGCGGCCCGUGGCCCCAUCCUCGUGGACACCGCGGGGCCCUGGGCUCGAGAGGCGCUCCUGGGGGCCCUGGCGGGGCAGGGCGUGGCCCCGGGAGAUGUGACUCUGGUGGUGGGGACCCACGGACACUCGGACCAUAUCGGGAACCUGGGGCUGUUUCCCGGCGCGGCCCUGCUGGUCUCGCACGACUUUUGCCUCCCCGGGGGCCGCUACCUCCCCCACGGGCUGGCUGAGGAGCAGCCUCUGCGGUUGGGGCCGGGACUCGAGGUGUGGGCCACGCCCGGCCAUGGUGGCCAGCGAGACGUGAGCGUGGUGGUGACUGGCACGGCCCUGGGUACCGUCAUGGUAGUGGGCGAUGUGUUUGAACGUGAUGGGGACGAGGACUCGUGGCAGGCGCUGAGCGAAGACCCGGUGUCCCAGGAGCACAGCCGGAAGAGGGUCCUAGGCACUGCCGACGUGGUCGUGCCUGGUCACGGAGCCCCCUUUAGGGUGAUCAGGGAAGUCUCGGCGCCAGAGACAGAGAGUCUGGGGAACAGCCGGCCAGAUCUCGUGAUCGGAGACAAGGAGCCCACGGUGCACCGAUAAACCCCAGUCUUGACUGGAUUCCUUUCAGGGACCCCAGCCCCCCACCCCCAGACAAGGAACUGACGUCCAGGACACGAGAGGACGUGUCAGAGAGGAGUCAUGGGUUGUCACUUCCAGCCCUUCCAGGAGGCCAGUUUUCCAGCGAGGACAGAGUACUUUUGCCACAGCUGUCACCAGUAUCACUAGGACCGAGGACUGGCUCAGCUGUGUGCCACCUCUCGGGCUUCAUUAGUAAAAUGGGAGAAUGUUCUUGGGAGAGUCUUCCAAAAUAAAAGUAGAAACUGCAUUGAAAAUCAUACUGCCCUUCAACUAUUCUCCAAGAAAAAAGAAAAAAGAAAAAAAAUCAUACUGCCCUAAAUGUAAAUGUGAAGCAUUCAUAGUGAUAAUCAUGCAGAUAAAAUCCAACAAGUGCAACAAGGGGACACUUUGGCGAUACAUCGCCUGUUUCUCAGAGGAGGCAGCUUGCUGAGAGAAGGUGCAGGGCAGACAGGUAUCAUUCUAGUCAUCUGACUUUAAGUUAUUAAUUCGUUCAAUGAAUGCUGCUUAACACACCUGCAAUGUCUCAAGCACGGCUCGAGGUCACGGGGAUACAGCAGUGAGCAAGCCGGACAAACUCAAGGAGACAGGACACCUUUCUCUUUAAUGAGAUUGUUCAGAUGUGCAAGGGAUUACAGGCAUUUGUGAUCACACUCAUCAGUGGGCUGGGUGCAGAGGACAAGUAGUGACCUCUGGGGAGGCCCUAGGGGACAGUGGAGACAUAGAAUGAAAGGGACCUGGGUUCUCGAGUAGCAGCCUGGAGGACAGCAGUGUGGAAGGCUGCUCCCAGACACUGGCUGGACUUCAGGAGGGAUCUGAGCUUCUGUUCCCACCUGGCAGCAAAACAGCAGGAAAAAAUGGAGUGAAGAAAUGCUGGUUGGCACUGCACUCCCCCACCCUAAUGUCAGUAGUGCAAAGUGUGGACCUGAACUUCCCCCUUCAUCUGGAGGCAACAAGGCCAUGGGAAUUGGUGCUCCACUUACUCCAGGGUGGCAUCAGCAGGACCCAAAGGGAGCUGAGCAUCCCUCCCCCACCUGGACCUACAUGCUACACCUAAACAGGGUGACUGCCUGCUAAAUAGACCUGGGGUCUCACAAUAUAAUACCUAAGAUGUCCAGUAUACAGGAGAAAAUCACUCAUCAUACCAAGAACCUGGACAAUCACAACUUGAAUGAGAAAAGACAAUCACCCAGUGCCAACACCAAGAUUACUCAGAUGUUGGAAUUAUCUGAUGAGGAUUUGUAAAGCAGCCAUCAUGAGUGUCCAUCCACAGACGAAUGGAUAAAGAAGGUGUGGUAUAUAUAUGUAAUGGAAUAUUACUCAGCCAUAAAAAAGAAUGAUAUGAUGCCAUUUGCAGUAACAUGGGUGGACCCAGAGAUUAUCAUACUAAGUGAAGUGUCAGACAGAGAAAGACAAAUACUGUAUGAUAUCACUUAUAUGUGGAAUCAAAAAAAUACAAAUGAACUUAUUUACAAAACAGAAAUAGACUCACAGGCAUAGAAAACAAACUUAUGGUUACUAAAGGGGAAAGGGGGAGAGGGAUAAAUUAGCUGGACUUUUCUCAAAAGCAUGAUAAGCAAGUGCUACAAUUAGUCUGAUGCCAACUUUACAGUUGAGUUCACAGAGAUCAUGAUCACUGAAUAACUGGCUAGCUUUUCUAUUUUACCUUCCUACUCUUCAGAUGCCUUCAAGACUUGUACUUGAUGCUGGCUGCUUGGGAUAUAUUUUAUUUAAAAUAAUCGCUGUAGAUAUUGUCUGUUUUUCUUUUCUAAAUGGGAGAUAAGUCACAAGUCCUGUGAUAGUUUUCUAUUAGUUUAGUUUUCUAUUCUUUUCCAUUAGUCUUUUUUUUUGGCUGUGUUGUGUCUUUGUUGUUGCGCGUGGGCUUUCUCUAGUUGCAGCGAGCCGGGGCUACUCUUCGUUGUGGUGCGCGGGCUUCUCACUGUGGUGGCUUCUCAUUGCGGUGGCUUCUCUUGUUGCGGAGCACGGGCUCUAGGCGCGCGGGCUUCAGUAGUUGUGGCACGCGGGCUCAGUCAUUGUGGCUCGCAGGCUCUAGAGCUCAGGCUCAGUAAUUGUGCUGCACGGGCUUAGUUGCACCGCGGCAUGUGGGAUCUUCCCGGACCAGGGCUCGAACCAGUGUCCCCUGCACUGGCAGGCAGAUUCUUAACCACUGUGCCACCAGGGAAGCCCUGAUUGUGGGUAACUUUUAUUUUCACCUUUUUGCUUAUGCAUGUUUCCUAAUGUUGCUACAAUUCUUCUGUAUUGUUUGGUUUUUAAAAUAGAUUUUAAAAUGUUAACUGCCUUCAUCAACAAACCUCCUCCAUCUCUUUGCCCUAGGGAUGCAGUUUCAUCUAGGGACCCUACACAAAACCCAUCAUGCUUUCUUUUCCUUCCCAUUUUUGCACCUUUUGGGCUCCAGUCUGCACUGUCCUAAGCUGCAUCUAGUCCUAAUGACAAAAGAAUUAGAUGUCACUAUAUUCCUUAACCCCAAGACUCAACUUGUUUCCUUUCCCCCUUACCUCCUCUGCCUUCAUUUCUCCAAAACAAAUAACCUCAAAUCCAUCCUCUAGAGUUGUAUGGUUGAGGAGCUAAAUGUGACUAUUGACUUAAGAGAAAAACAGACAUGAAACCCACCCCAUCCCUUCCAAAUUCCUGAAUAUUUUACUUCUUCCUUUUUUGGGGAGGGGUGGAUGGGUGGGGGUGGUCUUCUCCUUUCACAAUUUGUUUUUUUCCUUAUCUCUACAAAGAAAUACAUAAUACACCUCCACCACUCCCCUCAAAAAUCCUGGAUUCAGGUCAUACCCACUGUUAAUAUCUAGCUACUUACUGUAUAUCUUGCAUAACUUGCUUAACUUGUUUCUUCUGUAAUGAAAUUAAUCAUAUCUACCUUAUUUACAUUACAAAGUGGUUGAGUUGGUAAAUAUAACCUGCAAAAGCUCUGAAGACAUAAAAUGCACAUUACAAAUUCUGGAUGAGGCAUGAUUGUUUGUUCUUUUUCUCCUUCUCUUAUUCUUCUACUUCCUGCCUCCUUUGAUUACUAGUUCGGUUUUCUUCCUUUUCUGCUCUUUCUCCUUUCCUCUUUCUCCCUCCUCACCAAUCUCUUUUCUUAUUUAUUUAUUUAUAAAAAUUGAAGUAUAGUUGAUUUACAAUAUUGUGUUAGUUUCCAGUAUAGAGCAAAGUGAUUCAGUUACACAUGUAUAGUAUAUAUCUAUAUUCUUUUUUAAAAUUCUUUUCCAUUAUAGUUUAUUACAAGAUAUUGAAUAUAGUUCCCUGUGCUAUACAGUAAAUCCUUGUUGUUUAUUUUAUAUAUGGUAGUGUGCCUCUGUUAAUCCCAUACUCCCAGUUUAUCCCUCCCCGCCCCCUUCCCCUUUGGUAACCAUAGUUUGUUUUCUAUGUCUGUGAGUCUGUUUCUGUUUUGUAAAUAAGUUCAUUUGUACUAUUUUUUUGAUUCCACAUAUGAGUGGUGUCAUAUAAUAUUUGUCUUUCUCUGACUUACUUCACUUAGUAUGAUAAUCUCUAGGUCCAUCCAUGUUGCUGAAAAUGGCAUUAUUUCAUUUUUUUAUGGCUGAGUAGUAUUGCAUUUAUGUAUGUAUAUAUACAUACAUAAAUGUAUAUAUAUCUUCUUUAUCCGUUCAUCUGUUGAUGGACACUUAGGUUGCUUCCACAUCUUGGCUAUUGUGAACAGUGCUGCUAUGAACGUUGGGGUGUAUGUAUCUUUUCUUUUUUUUUUCCAUGUUUAAAAAUACAUUUUAAUAUGAGAA
This is a messenger RNA of Balaenoptera acutorostrata (minke whale), 5106 nucleotides long. RefSeq names its product metallo-beta-lactamase domain containing 1 (gene MBLAC1). The coding region runs from base 497 to 1312 and encodes 271 amino acids. The record is from RefSeq and is a predicted model, not a curated record. NCBI's taxonomy places the organism in Eukaryota, Metazoa, Chordata, Mammalia, Artiodactyla, Balaenopteridae. The transcript has 4 exons.